AAAAAUUAAACUUUGAAGGGUAAGGGUGUAUUAGUGUUAUUUUAAAAAUAACAAAAUUUAAAUAUUAUGAUUAUUGAGAAUAAAUGCUAUUUUAAAUCAUCUUGACUUUAUGUGAUUUAUCUGAUGAAUGUUGAUUAUAAAUGGAAAAUAUCUACUGUCUGUGUGAGUUGGCAAACUUGGAACUAAAAGUAUAAUUGUAAAAUAAAAAAUGUCGAUAAGUGCUGUUCUACUACCUUCUAAUUUCCUCUGUUAAUUCAUUUCUGCAAAUUACGAAUAAUUUGUUUUCUAUUGUGCUACAUUACCUAAAUUUAGUGAAAUAGAACUAGCCUCUAUUACUCUUACUACUCGUUUAAUAUAUGAUUCAACGAGAUUCCGAAAUGAACAACGGGUUUAGUACAGAAGAAGAUUCUAGAAGUAAUUCUGAUCAAACUUGUUGUCUCCUGGACGAUAGCAAUAGAUGUCGACGAAUUGCGGGCAAUGCAGCGUAUAGCAAGCGAAUACAGAGAACUGUUGCACAAAAGAAGCUAAGAUUGAACAUUGAUCUACAGGCGAGGCACACAUAUAUCUGUGAUUAUCACAAGGCAAUGAUUCAAUGUGCAAGAACAAAGCAAAGGAGGAGCAAUGAAUCAGAGGAUGACAGCAAUGAAGGAGAGCUUGACUCCCUUGAGGUGGACUGGUCGCAGCUACAGUUAGCCACACUCAGGAGAUACAACAAGCACUUCAAGUUACCCGGAUGUGCAAGGCCCGCUCUGAACAAAGCUCAACUAGUAGAAGCUAUUCAGAAACACUUUAAGUAUUUACCUGUAAAUGAAAAAGAGAUUGUGACUUACUUUAUUUACAUGGUUAAGACAAAUGGUAAUAAGUUGGACCACAAAAAUGGUAUAAAUGCAGCUCCAAUGUGAACUUCAAAUUUAUCCUUUAAAUGCUUAUUAUUCCUAUAUAUGUUUCUGUCUGCAUUUGUUACACAAAAUAUGUUUAUAAAUAUGUAUGUAUAAAUAAUAUUUACAGAGAUAUAUUUGUAAGAACAUUCAGAGAAAUAGUUUUGUUUGAAAUUAACUAGCUUUGUACUUUCAUACUGCUUGUAUCCAAAUUUAGCUCUGAACAUAACUCAUUUUUCUGAUGUGUGUUGCUUACUUGAAUAUUGUACUUAUGGCUUAAUAGUGAUUUUUAACACAAAAUUACUAAAACUCUUAGUUUCAGUAACUUAAAUACAGAAUAAUACAUCAAUUGUUGCUAUAUAUAAUCACUGUCCAUAUAGAGUUCAGGGAAUGUGCCAUUAGCAGCCCAUUAUUUACUGAAGGAGGUUGGAAAGCUCAAGAUGGAAAUAAUUAACAAACUGAGCCUGUUACUUAAACACUGUGGCUUUUUUAAUAGCACUGAAGUAGAUCCAGCAGCCCCAUGGACAUGUAAACAGUUUUGACAUUGUCAACCAUGUAAUAACAUGAACAUUAAUGCUUAUAUUAGUUAAAUUUGUUUGACAGAUAUUUGUUAUAUUCUAUAAAGUAGUAAUAGCUAAUUUUACUUAUUGAUAUAAUAAAAUAAUGUUUCAUAUUUAAGUGUUUGUUGUGUAUGUUAACAACAUUCACAUGAGAUAUGUUUUCAUAAAGAUGUGAAAUAGUUGUCAGUUAAUAAUACUUUACUUAUGGCAUACUAGUAACUGUGUAAACAUAAAAUAUAUUGCCCAUUAGAAUAACCUUGUAACAGAAGUUAUAACGAUUUGGAUAAAAUAGAAGUUCCGGUGCAACUUCCUAAAAUAAGUCUUCUCUAUAAUAAUAUAAUAUUAAAACUGUAAUUUGUUUGAUGCUGAAAUGAAAUAAAAUGCAAAUGAUUUUAAUAUCAACUUUUCCAAAAAUAUUUUAACUAUCUUUGUAGUAUUAAUCAUCUGUAGCAUAAUUAUAAUAUUAUAUACAUUCCCAAAACUAGAAAAAUUAUAAUAAUAUGUAUUAACUAUUUAAAAUAAAUAUACAAUAUACUCAAAUGAA
Molecule: messenger RNA, 1982 nt
Organism: Leptidea sinapis
Lineage: Eukaryota; Metazoa; Arthropoda; Insecta; Lepidoptera; Pieridae
Product: histone deacetylase complex subunit SAP30 homolog
Exons: 2
Coding region: 357-902 (181 amino acids)
Biological process (GO): regulation of DNA-templated transcription
Cellular component (GO): histone deacetylase complex
Molecular function (GO): protein binding; transcription coregulator activity
Source: RefSeq, a predicted model, not a curated record